UCCAGGAGGCGCUCCAGUCUGGCUGGGAGAAUAAGAAAGCGACGCGAAAACGCGAUUGAAUUUGGGCCCUGCCGCUGCCCGUAGUCGACGUCUCCAACAUGGCGGCUCCCCAAGAUGUCCACGUCCGAAUCUGUAACCAAGAGAUUGUAAAAUUCGACCUGGAGGUGAAGGCGCUCAUCCAGGAUAUUCGAAACUGUUCAGGACCCUUAAGCGCACUUACAGAACUGAACACUAAAGUGAAAGAGAAGAUUCAGCAGUUACGACACAGAGUACAGGAACUUGAGCAAUUGGCUAAGGAACAAGACAAAGAAUCAGAGAAACAAUUUCUACUCCAGGAAGUGGAAAAUCACAAAAAACAGAUGCUCAGCAACCAGACCUCAUGGAGGAAAGCCAAUCUCACUUGCAAAAUUGCAAUUGACAAUCUAGAGAAAGCAGAGCUUCUUCAGGGAAGAGACCCCUUAAGACAAAGGAAAACCACCAAAGAGAGCCUGGCUCAGACAUCCAGUGCCAUCACAGAGAGUCUCAUGGGGAUCAGCAGGAUGAUGUCACAGCAGGUCCAGCAGAGUGAGGAGGCCAUGCACUCUCUAGUCAACUCUUCACGAACUAUCUUGGAUGCAAAUGAAGAAUUUAAGUCCAUGUCCGGCACCAUCCAGCUGGGCCGGAAACUCAUCACGAAGUAUAACCGCCGAGAGCUGACGGACAAGCUUCUUAUCUUCCUGGCUCUGGCCCUUUUUCUUGCUACUGUUCUCUAUAUUGUGAAAAAGCGGCUUUUUCCAUUUUUGUGAGAUCUGAAAGCUGUCACCUUUGGCCUCAUCAGUCCUGUUUUCUGAUCCAUCCAGAAUCCAAACCCUAGCCAAGCUGUCAAACUGAGCCACAUCCUCCAUGUGUGCUCCAGCUGCUUAGCAAGUCAGAAAGAAACAGAGCUCCCAAGUCUUCUGCAAGUGCAUACUUUGCAGAGUACAAGCAGAGCUGUUGGAAACAAAGAUUCCUGCAGGACACAGGUACUCUACAGUCAUCCAGCCGUCGGCUACUGGGAGUCGCUGCUGCUUGGAGCACUUGGAGUCCAGCUCCUGAGAUCUGUUGCUCCUCAGUCCCUCACACAGAGGCUUACAUGCCAGGUGUUGUGGAAGGAAGAGAGAAGAGGUGAGAAAAAGGAAGAGCUCAUGGUCAUUCCUUGAAUAAACUUGACUUUAUUUAAUGGAAUAAAAUAUGUUUAGUUUCACAAGA
This is a messenger RNA of Octodon degus (degu), 1227 nucleotides long. RefSeq names its product BCL2 interacting protein 1 (gene Bnip1). Gene Ontology annotation, biological process: retrograde vesicle-mediated transport, Golgi to endoplasmic reticulum. Gene Ontology annotation, cellular component: endoplasmic reticulum; SNARE complex. The record is from RefSeq and is a predicted model, not a curated record. The transcript has 6 exons. Gene Ontology annotation, molecular function: SNAP receptor activity. Bases 99 to 785 code for a protein of 228 amino acids. NCBI's taxonomy places the organism in Eukaryota, Metazoa, Chordata, Mammalia, Rodentia, Octodontidae.